GGAACAACGAAACGAGCGCCCACAUAUUACGACACGGUUUCGCUUCCUGGGAUGGCUAAAAUCGUCAUCAUUUACCCGCGUUAGUUGAACAACCCACUUUGUUUGGCGGGAUUGAGCAGAAAAGAGGCAAAUCCAUCGUUUAAUCGGAAAUAUGCAGUUUUCUAGCAGAAGAAAGAAGUACAACACCAACUCUCAGACAGAGCUCUACCUACAUCCUCUGCAGUUCUAUGGCCAACCUCCUCUUGAAAACAUCUCUCUCUCUGAGUUUGAGGCAUUUGCUGUGGACAGACUGAAAUUGUUGAAGACAAUUGAGAAUUUGGGAGUGAGCUAUGUGAAACUGUCAGAGCAGUACAAAAAGAAACUGGAGUCUGAGUCUAAAGCCCUGAACUUUCUUUACAGACCAGAUGCUGAUGACCGAAAAUCUAGUGGACCAACUGAAUACGAGAAACGAAGAAAGGACCAUAUCUCCCACUUCAUUCUCAGACUCGCCUACUGCCAAACGGAGGAUCUGAGACGGUGGUUUAUACAACAGGAAGUUGAUCUUUUCCGAUACCGCUUCAAUGACCUGCAUCCAAAACAAAAGCUUGAAUUUCUUCACAGAAAUAAUCUGCAAUAUGACACUAUCAGUGUCGAGGAGAAGAAGGCUCUGCAGGAUAAACUUGUCAACUCCAGUUACGCUGUCAGUGGAAUCACUGUGGAGGAUCAGGACUUCUACAAAGUUCCAUUUCAAGAUGCCCUGGAUCUAGUGCGAACAAGGAAAGUGUACCUCAAAGCAGGCUAUGUAUUCAUUCCUCACCAGGACAUUGUCACCAUUGUUCUCAACGAUUUCCGCACAAGGCUAUCUAAAGCUCUCGCAUUGACAGCCCGCUCGCUACCAGCGGUGCAUUCUGAUGAACGGCUCCAACCGCUCCUUAACCACCUCAGUCAUGCCUAUGUGGGACAGGAUUACAGCAUCCAGAAGAAUGUUGGAAAAAUCUCCCUGGAACAAAUUGAUUCACUUUCAGGGAAGUCAUUCCCACUCUGCAUGAGGCAGCUCCACCAGUCCCUCAGAGAGAACCACCAUCUCCGCCAUGGUGGUCGCAUGCAGUACGGCCUGUUCCUCAAAGGCAUCGGCCUCUCUCUGGAGCAAGCACUGCAGUUCUGGAGGUCCGAGUUCAUAAGAGGCAAAGUGGAUGCAGACAAGUUUGACAAAGCAUAUGCCUACAGCGUCCGCCACAUGUUUGGCAAAGAAGGCAAGCGAACGGACUACACCCCCUACAGUUGCAUGAAGGUGAUUUUAUCAAACCCACCCAGCCAAGGCGACCAUCAUGGAUGUCCUUUCCGUCACAGUGAGCCAGAACUGUUGAAGCAGAAGCUUCAGUUCUACAAGGUGUCUCCCAGUGGGAUCAGUCAGAUCCUGGAGCUGGUUAAAGGGAUGCACUAUCAGCUGGCGUGCCAGAAGUACUUUGAGCUGACACACAAUAUCGAGGAUGCCAGUUUCUCGCUCAAUCACCCCAACCAGUACUUUAUAGAGAGCCAGAAAGUUUUGGGCGGAGGCAAGGACCUGAAGCGAGAGAUGGACAUCCCACAGAGGUCGCAAGAAAACUCUGCCACCAAAGGACCCAGCGCAGCUCCAGAGGCAGCAGCAAACGCACCCCAGGAACUGUCCGAGAUGACGGAGGAACUAGACUCUUUCUUUCAAGAUGCCUGAUUCUUUUUUUCUUUCUUUUUUAUCUAUAUAUACACGGAGGUUGGGGGUGGUAUAUAUUCUAACUUGAAUCGAGUAUUUUAAAAGUCCCUGUACAUGACGUUAAGAAUUAAAGUUGCAUAUCCGUAAUUUCUCCACAACUUAUUAGUCUGUUCUCAACAUAGCAGACUUUUAGUUAUCCUUGACAUUGGACAUUAUUCAAACUUCAACAUCAGACCAAAGCAGAGUUUUCUACCUUAAAAUUCUUUAUGUUAGUGACACGCUGUCAUUAAUUUAGCUGUUUAGGUCAAGUGUCAGAGUAGUCUUAGUUAUUCUUUCCUUGUUUUCACUCUGGGCACUGAAACUGGCUUUUCUGAGUUCAGACCAGUGUUUUGGCAGGGACGUGGUUGUGGGGGUGAUGACUAGAACAUUUCCCAGCUGUCUCAGAAACAAUGUCAUUGUAUUUGCUGGCAGGAGUGUGGAUGAAUGGUGGCAGGGGGAUGGAUGAAAAUAAACAAUUUUCACAGUUGUAUUAUGCUGCCUUGGAAUAUUGCCUCAUAGUGCACAAUGCAAUUUAUUAAAAAAAGCAUACGUGGUCA
Messenger RNA from Perca fluviatilis (European perch), 2265 nucleotides. RefSeq names its product DNA primase subunit 2 (gene prim2). Bases 152 to 1690 code for a protein of 512 amino acids. Gene Ontology annotation, biological process: DNA replication, synthesis of primer. Gene Ontology annotation, cellular component: alpha DNA polymerase:primase complex. Lineage: Eukaryota; Metazoa; Chordata; Actinopteri; Perciformes; Percidae. The record is from RefSeq and is a predicted model, not a curated record. The transcript is spliced from 14 exons.